CUUUCGCGAGAGAUGACUUAUUCGUUGGGCGAGAGGACAGCAUCGCCCAAAUUGGCGAGCGCAGAGCUGCUGCACCUUCGCACACGCGCACAGCUCUUGUUGGGCUUGGUGGCGUUGGGAAGUCCUAGGUCGCGAUCGAGUAUGCAUAUUGAGCUCGCGAAGCAGCACCGUAUAUGCUAGUAGUGUGGAUACACGCAAGCAAUUCUAGCAGGUUGUGGCAGGGAUACAGAAAUAUAGCCGACAAGCUUCUACUACCUAAGCGGAAAGAUCCUAAGGCAAACUUGUUGCAGCUCGUGCAUGACUGGUUAUCAAACAGGCGGAACGGGCAAUGGCUAAUGAUACUAGACAACGUAGACGACGACGGCGUCUUCUUCAGCGAUGAACAGGAUGGUAGACCGCUUGAGAGCUUCCUUCCCCAGACAGCCCACGGAACGAUCCUGAUCACGUCAAGAAACAAGACUGCCGCGACUAAUCUUGUCGGCGGGCACGGCGGCGUCAUCGAGGUAGAGCCGAUGGGCGAAAAGGACGCGCUAGCGCUGCUUCGCACGCGGGUGCCGUUUAGCGAGUCGGGGCGAGCAGACGCCAAGGCGCUCGUCCACGCGCUAGAGCGCAUACCGCUUGCCAUCACGCACGCCGCGGCAUACAUCAAGACAAGAGAAGCAACAACAACGAUAGCCGGCUACCUCAAGCUCUUUCGCGAGAGCGAGACCAAUCAGGUGCAUCUGCUUAGCGGGAAGGAAUGGAAGGACAUCCGGCGUGACCAUAGCAUCCGGCACGCAGUGAUUGCGACAUGGCAGAUCUCGUUCGAGCACAUCUGGAAGACGCAGCGGCCGGCAGCAGACCUGCUUGCGCUGAUGAGCAUGUUCGACAAGCAGGGGAUACCGCGAUGGCUGGUGCAGGGCGCGACUAGCGAGCUGGAGUUUGAGGACGCUUUGGCGCCACUGCUUAGCUUCUGCUUUGUAAAGGCCGAGGUCAGCCAGCAGGCUGUGGCGAUGCACCGGCUCGUGCAGCUAUCGAUGAGACGGUGGCUGGAGGCAGAGAAGGAGCUCGGCAAGUGGGUGAAGGAGUCGAUGCAGGCUCUGAGCACGGCGUUUCCAAGCGGGGCCUACGAGACGUGGGAGGAGUGUCAAGCGCUGCUGCCGCACUUGAAAGAGGUCGCAAGCCAUGCGACAGAAGAUAAAGAAGUGUUGGGAAUGCGAGCGACAAGCACGCUGAGAGCAGGGUGGUACUUGCUGCUUAAGGGAGAAUACACGGUAGCGGAGGGGUUGUGUCGAUCGUCGUUGAACAUCCUAGAGACUGUGCUGGGUCGCGAGCACCCAGACACGCUCGUCAGCGUCAGCCACCUUGGAUUGGUGCUCGAGAGCCAGGGAAAGUACGAAGAGGCAGAAGCGAUGCAUCGACGAGACCUUGAAGGGUCAGAGAAGGUGCUUGGGCGCGAGCACCCAGACACGCUCGCUAGCGUCAGCAACCUUGGAUUAGUGCUUAAGAGGCAGGGAAAGUACGAAGAGGCAGAAGCGAUACAUCGACGAGCGCUAGAAGGAUAUAAGAAGGUGCUUGGGCGCGAGCACCCAGACACGCUCGCCAGCGUCAGCAACCUUGGAUCAGUGCUCGAGAGCCAGGGAAAGUACGAAGAGGCAGAAGCGAUGCAUCAACGAGCGCUAGAAGGGAGAGAGAAGGUACUUAGGCGCGAGCACCCAGACACGCUCAUCAGCGUUAGCCGGCUUGGAUCAGUGCUCGAGAGCCAGGGAAAGUACAAAGAGGCAGAAGCGAUGCAUCAACGAGCGCUAGAAGGGAGAGAGAAGGUACUUGGGCGCGAGCACCCAGACACGCUCGCCAGCGUCAGCAACCUUGGAUCAGUGCUCGAGAGGCAGGGAAAGUACGAAGAGGCAGAAGCGAUGCAUCAACGAGACCUUGAAGGGUCAGAGAAGGUGCUUGGGCGCGAGCACCCAGACACGCUCACUAGCGUAUACAAUCUAGCCUUCCUCUUUCAUCAACAGCAGCACUACCCCACCGCACUUGGACUGUAUCAGCGAGCACACGCGGGAUAUGCGAAGGUGCUUGGAGUACAGCAUCCUACUACAGUAGCAUGUCUAAAAGACUACGAAUCUGCUAGGAAGCAGGAAGGAGUAUAGUAAGUUAGCUAUCAUCAGCGUACAAAGAGUAAAUCGAAAAAGAAUACCCUUUUGAACUUUAUUAUUAUAUC
Molecule: messenger RNA, 2203 nt
Organism: Trematosphaeria pertusa
Lineage: Eukaryota; Fungi; Ascomycota; Dothideomycetes; Pleosporales; Trematosphaeriaceae
Product: TPR-like protein
Exons: 4
Coding region: 174-2132 (652 amino acids)
Cellular component (GO): kinesin complex
Molecular function (GO): protein binding
Source: RefSeq, a predicted model, not a curated record